AUGAAUAACCCAAACAAUAACGCAGGAAAUGGAGCGACAGGAGCAAAUAACGGAAAUCCCCCUGGCCCACAGCCCAAUUAUGCUCUUCGGAGAGCAUUUUUUAAUGCUUUGGGAAAUAGAAAUUUCAUUAGAUCCGUUGAACUAUUACCAACCGAUGAAGCAACUGACGCAUCCUUAAUUGAAGAAAUACAAAAACUAUCAAGUCACGCCGAACUUUUUGAAUUUAUCGAAAUUUCAUUUCAGCUACUUCGAACUGCGAGUUGUAUUCUAGUUUUUCGGACAAAUAAUUUCGAUUUUAAUGAGUUGGAGCCUCCAAUUCUAUGGAACGAUAAUUACCUCGUUAUUACCUUAAACAUUGAUCCAAAACAUUGUAGCGUCGCUGCCUAUCUUUAUGCAUUAUACCGCAGGUCCCGCUUCGAAGUAAUAGCAGUUAACCAUCCAGCAGGUCUGGUUAUCAUUCACGAGGUCGGACAUGUCAAUGAUGCCGCUACUAACGUAGACAAAUUGAUGAAAGACGUCGAUCCUAGCAAACAUGAUCAUGAUAGAGUUCUCGCUCAGAACUUUGCGGCAUACAAUCAAGCGAAUUUCGAUGCAAGAGUUUCCCCUUUUACAGAUUUUAUCAGGUCAAAAGUCAUUAAAGCUAUUCCAGAGUUGGAACCAAAACUCAGCCAGAACCCAAGAAUAUUAGCCGAAUACUAUUUUGGAGAUUUGGCAAAAGAUUUACAUGAUUACAUCACUUCUAGCAUCAACCUUAGUGCAACAGAAUCAGGUUUAUUGCUAGACAGCAUCCAUGUUCUUAUUAAUAAAAGGAACAUUACGAAAUUCAGACAAAGAUUGAACCGUAUUUCAUCAUUUUGGCUUAAAUUGAAAUUACGGAAGGUCGAAAAUGUUAUUAUCAUUCUUGAAUGUAACUAUUUAAUACUCAAAGGAUGGAAUACAUCAAAUCACGACGAUUUAUUAAACGAAUUGCCAAAGGCUAUCACGUUGCCAGAUGGCAGCGUUCGUAUCUACAGUGAAGGUGGAUUCCUCAGGGCCUAUUUUAAAUACUAUCCUGAUGAACUUAGAUGCCUUCAGUUUAUGUCUCUGCCUAAAUUUAAUUACCAAGUUGAGCCCUUUUCCUCGGACGACCAGAAAGCAAGCAGCAAGGCUUUGUUGUCACAGGUUAUGAAGACUUAUCGUAUUAUAAUUCGCUUAAACCAUCAAUCAGCCAUGCAAACAGGAAUCGAUUUUAAUUUAGAGGCUGACCCAAAUAUUUCUCCGGAAUUCACAGAAGCCUUGUGGACCUACUACGAGAGAUUUCUCUACUUCACUGCGGUGAAAUUUCCUUGA
Molecule: messenger RNA, 1329 nt
Organism: Trichomonas vaginalis G3
Lineage: Eukaryota; Parabasalia; Trichomonadida; Trichomonadidae
Exons: 1
Coding region: 1-1329 (442 amino acids)
Source: RefSeq, a predicted model, not a curated record